Molecule: messenger RNA, 1616 nt
Organism: Lactuca virosa
Lineage: Eukaryota; Viridiplantae; Streptophyta; Magnoliopsida; Asterales; Asteraceae
Source: the annotation of a GenBank genome assembly
CUAGAGUAUUAAGUUGUCUACCUUUUAUUAUCAACCCAUCUCCUUUCUCUCACAAACGACCGCUUUGUUAGGCUCUUGCAAGUGCAACAAUGAAAAUGGCGAAGGUUUCGUCACUACUACGGUUCCCCAAGUACCGAAGCUUCGUUGUCAUCCCUGUCACAAUACUACAAACAUCAGCCGCUGUCACCAACCACCGCCACAAAAGUAGGAGGCUUUGCUGUUCAGUUUGGGAAUCCGUUUUGAAUUUUCACCGGAAAAACAGUAGCAGAGUCUUCGCAUCCGAUUUCCCUGAUUCUCUAGCAGUUACCUCUACUCUAUCUACUCCCAAUCAUAAGCGCCAUGAGGAAUAUGGUCGCUUGCUUCCAUGCCCUGCGGAGAAUGUUUUGCCAAGAAACAUUGAGCACUUAGUUGUUAAAGAAGGAGGACCCAUUCUUGACUUCAUUACCAAAGCUUUGGAUCUUCCACCCUUGUAUGUUGCAGAUCUUAUUCAUUUUGGAGCAGUGCACUAUGCCCUUGUAUGCCCAAAGCCUCCUUCAACCGCAACAAUGGAAGAAAUCAGAUUGUAUAAAGAAUUUACCAAUCCGUCCCUCCUAAGAAAGAGACCUUCACUCAAAGGGAAAACCCUAAGAGAGGCACAAAAUACUUUCAGGAUUACUCGUAUUGAUGAGUUUGUUGAAGCCGGGACUUAUGUAAGGGUGCAUGUACGUCCAAAAAGAUUUCCAAGAUGCUAUGAAAUUGAGUGGAAGUCAAGAAUAAUUGCUGUGACAGAGUCGUAUGUGGUUCUUAACAAGCCAGCUGGCACAUCAGUGGGUGGAACUACAGACAACAUUGAAGAAACAUGUGCAAAUUUUGCUACUCGUGCCUUGAAAUUAACUACUCCAUUAAAGACAACUCAUCAAAUUGAUAAUUGCACGGAUGGCUGUGUUGUGCUAGCUAGAACUAAGGACUACUGUUCAGUUUUCCAUAGAAUGAUCAGGGAGAAAAAAGUGAAGAAACUUUAUCUUGCACUUGCUGCUGCUUAUGUGCCACCUGGCAUCAUGACCCAUUACAUGCGACCAUUUCGAAAGGCUCCAAAAAUUAUUUCCAAAGACUUCAUUCCCGGAUGGAAUCUGUGCCAAUUGGAGGUCCUGGAAUGCAGGAAAGUUCCAUGGCCAAAUGCUUCCAUUGAAGAAGAGAAUGGAAUUCAGGAUUUGAAUUGGCCAAAUAAAGAGUUUGCAUAUGAGUGCAAGAUCAACCUUUUAACUGGUCGUACUCACCAGAUUCGAGCUCAACUAGCAGCAUGUGGUGCACCAAUAGUGGGGGACUCGUUGUACAUGCCAGCUGUAGUCUCAGAGCUAGUGGGUCCCGGGAAGUCAAAAAAACAAUUUGAAAGUGAAUCCGCCAUUGAAGAGUGGGCUGCAAAACACGGGAAGGAACCUGGUGUGAGUAUUGGCCUUCAAGCUUCUCAAAUUUCAUGGGAUGAAGAUGAAGGACAACAACACUUGUAUCAGGCGGGACCUCCAUGGUGGACUCAAUAAUGUGAGGUUCAUGUUCAUCAAUUUAUUUUUUUUAUUUUUUUUGGGGGGUUAAAUGUGAGAAAUAUAGCAAUGUACUUUGAUUUAGUUGUGUAUCAUAGC